This is a messenger RNA of Closterium sp. Naga37s-1, 513 nucleotides long. The record is from the annotation of a GenBank genome assembly. Lineage: Eukaryota; Viridiplantae; Streptophyta; Zygnematophyceae; Desmidiales; Closteriaceae.
AUGUCCGGUCGCCCCUCGCGUCAUGAUGAUCACGCUCCCUCGGUCGCCCCGCAUGUUGCUCUCUCGUGCGCCCCUCACGAUGCUCUCUCGUACGCCCCUCACGAUGCUCUCUCGUGCGCCCCUCAUGUUGCUCCCUCGUGCGCCCCUCAUGUUGCUCCCUCGUGCGCCCCUCAUGUUGCUCUCUCGUGCGCCCCUCCGUGUUGCUCCCUCGUGCGCUGUCCCCCGCCAGCUGCGGCGUUCCUCACUGCCGUCUCGUCUGCCCCAUUUUCCCCGCCGUUCCUCGCGCGUGCGGCGUUCCUCACUGCCGUCGCAUCUGCCCCAAUCGUCCCGCCAUUCCUCCUCGCACGUUCUGCACUGCACGGCGGCGUUUCAACCACGGCGCCUGCCGCACAGGCCAAGCCCUUGGUGUGGAAAGGGAGAACAAUCUAUAAGUACGUGACAAAAUUGCGUCCCACUAGACUCAAUGGGAAGGUGGUUGGUGACAAAGGUACUCAGCAACAACUUAUUAUAUGA